Molecule: messenger RNA, 1125 nt
Organism: Diabrotica balteata
Lineage: Eukaryota; Metazoa; Arthropoda; Insecta; Coleoptera; Chrysomelidae
Source: the annotation of a GenBank genome assembly
AUGGCUACACUCUUUAGCCAAUAUUUUCACUUAGGUGCUACUACUUGGAAAAGUUGUUUUAUCAAAAUGGCGACGAUGAUGUAUCCAAGUUUAACAAAAUCUCAGAGUAUGAGAACCAAACGAAAGUCUGCUGUAGAGCUUUUAGCGGAGAGUAAGCCAUUUUAUGUCAAAUCUGAAGUUGUAAGAGAUACCACACAGGUUCUUCCUUUAAGGCCUAAUUCUAAUACAAGUACUUACGGUACAUAUACCCGCAGUAAAUCUGUUAAUGUGGCUGGCCACGGCUCAAACUAUCGACCUACAACUCUUCCGCCCUAUAUGGCCGUAUCUCCAUCAAGAUCUCUUCCUCCAUUAACACAUCGCCGUUCUUUACAUUCAACAGCGAAUACCGAUUUAUUACAAAAUCGGUUACGUCAAUUACUUGUGUGUGACAGUGCUGAAGAAUUGCGAGUUGACCAGAUGGCGCCUCUUAGUCCACCGGCAGAAUACGCACAGCGAUGUCACAAAAGCCUUCCCGAUUUGCACUGCCGUGAACCCAGCUCGAAUAAAAGUAGCAACAAAAGUCUAUCGAAUAGGGAUAGCGGAGGAUCCAGUGGACAUUAUACUCAGAGAAGUGAACCGCCACCGCCACCUCGACAGGAAGUUCGACGUGAUUCCGGUUCAAGUACGCAGCACAGCGGCGGUAGCUCGUACUAUUGUUGCCAAGAAGCAGAAUGUAGAGCGGCACGACAUGCAUAUCCUCCCCAAUUGUCCCCUGGAUUACCCCAACCACCAGCUACCUUCAAACGUCAAAAAUGUUUGCGCUACAAACGAGAUCGGCCUAUUUUAAGGUCGAAAUCAGAUAUCAGCGAUCGCUACCGAAGAUCUUCCGAACCCCCACAACUUCAGCACUUUUUCGAACAUCUGGGGCUUUCUGGAGAUACCUACGAAGAAAUGUUGACUCGCAGUGAUUCUACCGAUAGUCCAGUUUUCUUCUCCGACGUAUCGACAGUUGACUCAAGCAGACCCAUCGACAACGUAGAAUAUUGCCCUUCUGCGUAUAGAUCCGGAGAUCCCCCAUCGAUCGUAGAAAGGAACGCACGAAUCAUCAAAUGGCUGUGUAAUUGUAGAAAGGUGCAAUUGUCUUGA